Messenger RNA from Pangasianodon hypophthalmus (striped catfish), 762 nucleotides. It is a transcript of the gene rpl10a, whose product is annotated as ribosomal protein L10a. The coding region runs from base 67 to 717 and encodes 216 amino acids. NCBI's taxonomy places the organism in Eukaryota, Metazoa, Chordata, Actinopteri, Siluriformes, Pangasiidae. Gene Ontology annotation, biological process: translation. The record is from RefSeq and is a predicted model, not a curated record. Gene Ontology annotation, molecular function: RNA binding; structural constituent of ribosome. The transcript is spliced from 6 exons. Gene Ontology annotation, cellular component: large ribosomal subunit.
AAUUAUCGUCACUUCCUACCAUACUUCCUUUUUCGAGCUCCGUGUGGCAGGGGAAGACUAGCUAAAAUGAGCAAGGUCUCAAGAGAUACGUUGUACGAGGCUGUUCGUGAGGUCCAGGCUGGCUCCAUUGCCAAGAGGAGAAAGUUCCUGGAAACUGUGGAGCUGCAGAUCAGCUUGAAGAACUAUGAUCCCCAGAAGGACAAGCGUUUCUCAGGCACUGUCAGGCUGAAGACCACUCCACGUCCCAAGUUCUCAGUGUGCGUUCUUGGUGACCAGCAGCAUUGUGAUGAAGCCAAGGCUGCCGAGAUCCCACACAUGGACAUUGAGGCACUCAAAAAGCUCAACAAGAACAAGAAGUUGGUCAAGAAACUGGCAAAGAAAUACGAUGCCUUCCUGGCUUCCGAGUCCCUGAUUAAGCAGAUCCCUCGUAUCCUGGGCCCUGGCCUGAACAAAGCCGGAAAGUUCCCCUCUCUGCUCACCCACAACGAGAACCUGAAUACCAAGGUGGAUGAGGUCAAAUCCACAAUCAAAUUCCAGAUGAAAAAGGUGCUGUGUCUGGCUGUGGCAGUGGGCCAUGUUAGGAUGACUGAGGAUGAGCUGGUCUACAACAUUCAUCUCUCUGUUAACUUCCUGGUGUCUCUCCUGAAGAAGAACUGGCAGAAUGUCAGAGCCCUCUACAUUAAGAGCACCAUGGGAAAGCCUCAGCGUCUCUAUUAGGGAUUCUGUCCUGUACCUUUCUAUAAUAAAUGUGGAGUAAUCCAA